Morone saxatilis (striped sea-bass) is the source of this 1074-nucleotide messenger RNA. RefSeq names its product gastrin-releasing peptide receptor-like. Gene Ontology annotation, molecular function: G protein-coupled peptide receptor activity. The record is from RefSeq and is a predicted model, not a curated record. The coding region runs from base 1 to 1074 and encodes 357 amino acids. Gene Ontology annotation, biological process: G protein-coupled receptor signaling pathway. Gene Ontology annotation, cellular component: membrane. NCBI's taxonomy places the organism in Eukaryota, Metazoa, Chordata, Actinopteri, Moronidae. The transcript is spliced from 3 exons.
AUGUCUCUGGAGGAUGCAUUUGUCUUGAACUCGGAGGACAGCGGGGCUUUGAAUGUUUCCAGAGGGUUUUGGGACUCGGGAGAGCAGCACCAGUACUUCAUCUGGCUCCCGGGUAUCGGGAUCGCUGCUGUCUACGGGAUCAUCAUCGCCGUGGGUCUAGUGGGGAAUGUCACUUUGAUGAAGACGUGUCUCUCUGUGAAGUCCAUGCGCACGGUGCCCAACCUGUUCCUGUCCAGUCUGGCUCUGGGGGACUUGCUGCUCCUGGUGACCUGCGCCCCGGUGGACGCCAGCCGCUACCUGGUGGACGAGUGGCUCUUCGGCCGCGUCGGAUGCAAACUGAUCCCGUUUAUCCAGCUCACCUCGGUGGGGGUCUCCGUGUUCACCCUCACGGCGCUCUCCGCUGACCGGUACAAAGCUAUUGUGAAACCGCUGGACAUCCACAGGUCCAGCGCAAGACUCAGCGUCUGCUUCCGAGCAGGGUCGAUCUGGCUGCUCUCUGUGACUCUGGCGAUUCCUGAGGCCGUCUUCUCGGACCUGCACACCUUCACCACCAGCCACACCAAUGAGACAUUUGUGACCUGUGCCCCCUACCCACACGCCGGGGAGCUGCACCCGAAAAUCCACUCCACUGCCUCCUUCCUGAUCUUCUACAUCAUCCCGCUCUUCAUCAUAUCUGUCUACUACUGCUUCAUCGCUCACAGUCUGGUCAGGAGCUCUGUGGAUAUCCCUGCUGAAGGACACCUGCACCUCCAGAGACAGAUCAAGUCCAGAAAGCGUCUGGCCAAAACUGUGCUGGUGUUUGUUGGCCUGUUUGCUGUCUGCUGGCUGCCCAGUCACGUGAUCUACCUGUACCGCUCCUACCACUACGACCAGGUGGACACCUCAUUGGGCCACUUCAUCGCCAGCGUGUGUGCUCGCAUUUUGGCCUUCACCAACUCUUGUGUGAACCCGUUUGCCCUAUACCUGAUGAGCAAAAGCUUCCGCAAGCACUUCAAAAAACAGCUCCUGUGCUGCACGUCUCCCAGCCGGUUGUACAGUCAGAACAGUGCAAGUACGAAUAUAACCACCGUCUGA